AUGCCCAACAAUAAUACUAAUGGAUUUGGAGAUUCGGCCAAUACUGUUCAGCUAAUAGCGGCUCAGCGCGGUCGUAAAGUGUAUCGUGUUCGUGGCCAAUAUUUCGACAUCGAAGACACUUACACAAUUACUUCUGUUAUUGGACAUGGAGCCUAUGGUGUAGUCUGUGCCGCAUUAGAUGACCGUACCUUUCAGGAGAUCGCUAUUAAACACGUGAAUCAUGUGUUUGAAGAUUUGGUGGAUGGCCGACGCAUUUGGCGUGAGGUUUUACUUCUCCGUCUUUUAAAGGAAAAGGGCUGUCGCAAUGUUUUAAAUCUAAUUCGUGUUUUACCAUCAAAAACCAGCAUCACAGAGUUUAACGAUUUAUACAUGGUCACUGACCUUUAUGACGUUGAUUUUCACUCGAUUAUUAGGCAGCGCAGGCCGAUCUUACUCGACGUGCUGCGUAAGGUGACUGUGCAUGUCUUGCGUUGUUUAUCAGAUAUGCACUCCAUGGGAGUGGUUCACCGUGAUAUUAAACCUAGUAAUAUUCUGUUGAAGAUGGAUAAAGAUCUUGAGAGCGCCGUUGUGUGUGACUUUGGCCUUGCAAGGGGAGGCCUGCAUCGGCUCAAGGACCCAAGUUACUUGACUGACUACGUCGUGACGCGGUGGUAUCGGGCGCCGGAGGUGUUGCUCAUGGCGCCGUACAGUUAUCCAGUUGAUAUAUGGGCCCUGGGCUGCGUUAUGUCAGAAUAUAUCAUGCAGCGCCCGCUCUUUGAUGGUCGUGAUUAUAUUCAUCAAAUGCAGUUAGUUCUUUCCACUGUUCCCAUCACUGGAACCGACUUUAUCGAGCGUGAUUGCGAUACGACGAUCCUGCACCUAAUAGAAGUAGCGAAAAGGUAUGGAGACACUCGUCCACUAAGCAGACUAUUAGCGUCAAUUCCGAAGGACGGACUCGCUCUUGUCUCUAAAAUGCUUGCCUUUGAACCUAAUAAGCGCAUAACUGCACAGGAGGCGUUGAGGCAUCCCUUUUUAGAAUCUGUAGAGGGUUUAGACUCUGAGAAGCAUCCUUCCCCCCCUGAAGUAGACCUUGGUUUCGACAUGCACACCGAUAUAUCAGAGUGUCAACUUCGACGUGUGAUAUGGAACGAAAUUCAGCACUAUAAAGAAUAA
Phytomonas sp. Hart1 is the source of this 1152-nucleotide messenger RNA. NCBI's taxonomy places the organism in Eukaryota, Euglenozoa, Kinetoplastea, Trypanosomatida, Trypanosomatidae. The record is from the annotation of a GenBank genome assembly.